This is a messenger RNA of Parathielavia appendiculata, 1370 nucleotides long. RefSeq names its product BAR-domain-containing protein. The transcript has 6 exons. Gene Ontology annotation, biological process: endocytosis; actin cortical patch localization; actin filament organization. Gene Ontology annotation, molecular function: protein binding; lipid binding. Lineage: Eukaryota; Fungi; Ascomycota; Sordariomycetes; Sordariales; Chaetomiaceae. Bases 127 to 912 code for a protein of 261 amino acids. Gene Ontology annotation, cellular component: actin cortical patch; medial cortex; Rvs161p-Rvs167p complex. The record is from RefSeq and is a predicted model, not a curated record.
UCUCAAAUCGAACGAUACCCGUUUCGCCCCGCAUACACGACUUCUUUACCGUCUGCAGUUUCCCCGUGCACCUUGUUAGCAUUCUCGAGACCCCAAUUCUGCCGGCGCGAAGAUCAGUUGUCCAACAUGUCCUGGGCCGGUUUUAAGAAGAAUGUCAACCGCGCUACGACGCAGGUGAUGAUGAAGACUGGCCAUGUCGAAAAGACAAACGACCGGGAUUACGAAGUCGAGGAGAGGCGAUUCCGGACAAUGGAAGCCGCGUCGUUGCGGUUGCAAAAAGAGGCAAAAGGGUACCUUGACUCUCUGAGAGCAAUGACGGCUUCACAAAUGCGGAUUGCGGAAACAAUCGAUGCGUUUUACGGGGAUUCCGGCGCCAAAGACGGCGUGAGCAGAAGUUACAAGCAGGCGGUGGAGGACCUCGACGCGGAGACUAUCAAGGCCCUGGACGGGCCAUACCGAACGACAGUACUGGAGCCCAUUUCACGGUUUUGCGCCUACUUCCCAGACGUAAACGAGUGCAUCAAGAAGCGCGGCCACAAACUCCUCGAUUACGACGCGCUCCGCGCCAAGGUCAAGAAGCUCGUCGAGAAACCCGACAAGGACGUGACCAAGCUCCCGCGGGCCGAGAAGGAGAUGGAGAUGGCCAAGGCGGCGUACGAGCAGCUCAAUGAGCAGCUGUGUUCGGAGCUGCCGCAGCUCAUCGACCUGCGCGUGCCGUACCUCGACCCCUCGUUCGAGGCGCUCGUCAAGAUCCAGCUGCGCUUCUGCGCCGAGGCCUACUCGCGCAUGGCCCAGGUCCAGCAAUACCUCGACCCAGACACGCGCGAGCAGUACGCACAGGGCCAGCUGGACAGCAGGGUCGAGCAGGUUCUGCAGGAGAUUCGAGAGCUGAGCAUUAGUGGGACCGUCUGAUCUGGUUAUGGGGAAGUGGGACAGACAUUGGGUGGACGACGGAACGGCACAAUGGUCUGGAGAGCAAUAGAAUCUUCUGUUUGUUUUCCGGCGUACGGGGCAGGGGUAUUGGUUACUUAUACUGGGGAUUGUGUGCACACUUGGGGGCUCGUACGCCAAAAAAAAUGCGCCUGCGACAAAUAUGGAUGGGAGACGGGUUUGUGUUCUGGAUGUUUGUGAUAUGAUCGGCGUCGCUGGCAUUCCCGACCUUGAUAUUUGCGUGUAUCGAGACAUCAAACCCCCCUUUCCAGUAGGGCGUUGGGUCAGCCCGCUGGUGAUCAGCUUCUGGUAACCAGCUUCGCCUGGUAUAGUGAGGAGCUUGGGUUUUCCGGUGAUCUGCUUCCCGAUCGGGCAGCGGUGCCUUCAAACUGUUUACUUUUCACACGUUGCCUACACCGAACUUCGACACGCGUGACAUG